AUGGCGCAGACACACAACAUUCUCGUCCUGCCAGGUGACGGCAUUGGCCCCGAGGUCAUGGCCGAGGCUGUUAAGGUGCUGCAAGCAUUCGAAACGCCGCAACGCAAGUUUCAACUACGACACGAGCUCAUAGGAGGAUGUAGCAUUGAUGCCACAGGCAAGCCAGUGACUGAGGAGGUGAAACAGGCUGCAUUGGAUUCGGACGCGGUGCUAUUUGCUGCCGUUGGCGGACCCAAAUGGGAUGGUGCUCGUCGUGGUCUUGAUGGGCCGGAGGGUGGAUUACUCCAGCUACGCAAAGCAAUGGAUAUCUAUGCAAACCUGCGCCCCUGCUCCGCGACUUCGCCCAGCUCUUCCAUCGCAAAGGAGUUUAGUCCAUUCCGGGAGGAAGUCAUUGAAGGCGUUGAUUUCGUCGUCGUGAGAGAGAAUUGCGGAGGUGCUUACUUUGGACGGAAGGUUGAAGAACCAACAUACGCAAUGGAUGAAUGGGGCUACUCCGAAGCAGAGAUCCAACGUAUCGCCCGUCUGUCCGCAGAAGUGGCCCUUCGCCAUGAUCCCCCUUGGCCCGUCAUCUCCUUGGACAAAGCGAACGUCCUCGCCUCAUCUCGUCUCUGGCGCCGGGUAGUAGAGAAGACCAUCACGACUGAGUACCCGCAAGUGAAGCUGAUCCACCAGCUCGCGGACUCGGCCUCGCUCAUAAUGGCGACGAACCCACGAUCCCUAAACGGCGUCAUUCUGGCUGACAAUACUUUCGGUGAUAUGCUUUCCGAUCAAGCUGGUUCGAUUGUAGGAACCUUGGGUGUUCUCCCCAGUGCUAGUUUGAAUGGUCUACCCGGCGACAAGACAUUGAAGACGCGACCUUACGGAUUAUACGAGCCUACUCACGGUUCAGCUCCGGAUAUUGCGGGAAAAAAUAUUGCCAACCCUGUCGCAAUGAUUCUCUGUGUGGCUCUGAUGUUUCGCUACUCAUUAAACAUGGAGGCUGAGGCAAAGCGGGUCGAAGAUGCCGUUCGGAAGGUCCUUGAUUCAGGUGUUCGAACUCCUGAUUUGAAAGGAAAGGUGGGAACCAAAGAGGUUGGUGAUGCUAUUGUAGCUGCUUUGUAA
Penicillium waksmanii is the source of this 1101-nucleotide messenger RNA. RefSeq names its product 3-isopropylmalate dehydrogenase. Lineage: Eukaryota; Fungi; Ascomycota; Eurotiomycetes; Eurotiales; Aspergillaceae. Gene Ontology annotation, cellular component: cytosol. The record is from RefSeq and is a predicted model, not a curated record. Gene Ontology annotation, molecular function: 3-isopropylmalate dehydrogenase activity; magnesium ion binding; NAD binding. Bases 1 to 1101 code for a protein of 366 amino acids. The transcript has 3 exons. Gene Ontology annotation, biological process: L-leucine biosynthetic process.